Molecule: messenger RNA, 1506 nt
Organism: Pisolithus orientalis
Lineage: Eukaryota; Fungi; Basidiomycota; Agaricomycetes; Boletales; Pisolithaceae
Exons: 5
Coding region: 1-1506 (501 amino acids)
Source: RefSeq, a predicted model, not a curated record
AUGGAUGCAGCAACACAGGCGAACGUCCGGUCUUUGUUACAAGCAAUAUCCAAGCCUCACGAAAAUGCAUCAGACGGACUGCAUGUUGCCAACUUCUUGAGGUCCGAGUCACCAACCCGCCACAUUUCUCCCUUAGAUUCGCCCCCACUCUUUCCGCGCGACAGUGGAACGGACAAUCAAUUAGCACGGAAACACGAAAAAAUAUGUGAGAGGACUCCUGGCCUCAAUUGCGCGGCUGACGGCGCCAUAGUACCUACACUUGAGCACGCGGUUGAACAAGUCAUCGAAGAGGAGGAAGGCGGUUUGCAUGGACAGCACAUGGAGGUAGUGAACGGAUGGUGUGCAUACGUUGUUUCUUCGCCGCUGCCCUACCGCUCGGAUUCACCGUCGGAUAACGACGUGGACGAGCUAUGGGACAUGUCACCACCACAAUCACCGCCCACCUCGUUGGCUGCUGAUAAGAUGGUCAUCUCACCUACGCCCGUUCCGGCGGCCAAGACAUACAGGGUCCCCCCUCUCAGUCCCGCCAAUUCGAUGCUCGGGCAACCUCCAUCAACCACCGCAGAGCAUGAUCAAAUCGUGGAUGUAAAGAUACCUCCCGUCAUCGACGCAGUUGUAGACGCAGAUUCGGAAGCGGGUCUCGACGCCACCCUAACGAAGAUUUGUGCGUUGCCUCGUGACCCAGUGGCUUAUAUUUUGGAGGAGAAACUGGACGAAAAAGAUGUACUGUUGAUGGAUGUGCCAGCUCUCCAGCCACCUACGAAACGUCCAAGAACGGACUUUCCACAACGGAUGGCGAACCUGGUGGCAUCAGAGAGGGGAACUAAAGUAGUCACUGGUGUCGUGGAAGAAAAGACCGCCGGCAUGUCGCUAUUUUUGGAACCUGUGAAGGGAUUGAAGGCCUUGUCACUUAAUCUAUCACGGGUGCCAUUUAAAUUCGGACCAUCGAUCCCUACAGACGAAGAAGUUGCAGGGGUCGAUGACGCGUUGGAUGGGAUCAAGGCCGGUACAACGGGUGCUAUCAGUGCUUUGGAUGUCCAAGAAGACAGGGCGAGCGCAGCCAAAGUUUUACGAGGAUUCGAAGGGUUGGGUGCGAGUCCUACCCCAGCAUGCAGACAAUCCAAAGACGAGGAAGUGGAGUACGUGCUUGCUCGGUGGGAGAGGGAUAAGAUUGCAGGGGGAGGGCCAAAUAAAGAGGUUCGGAAUGAGAAUAGGGAAACAGAUGGCACCAGUGCCGAAAAGGCGGAGAUGAACUGGUAUAACGAGGAGCUCGAUGAAUGUCAAGCCGUGGAAGAUAACGACAUGAAUUCAUGCCUUGAUGCAGACCAAUGCUCUGGUUCGGUUGAAUGCGCGGCGCCUCGAGUCAUAACUGCGAAUCCGUCCUACAACGUGGGGUAUGGAGAUCAUUACCGGGGCAAAACAGACGGUGUCAACAUGGAAGAUAUCAGUCGCUUCGGUGGUGUCCACAGAGAUAGGAGCACGCACGGUACUGAGUUUCACCCGUAG